Miscanthus lutarioriparius is the source of this 1455-nucleotide messenger RNA. Lineage: Eukaryota; Viridiplantae; Streptophyta; Magnoliopsida; Poales; Poaceae. The record is from the annotation of a GenBank genome assembly.
AUGCGCCUGUACAUCCCCAAAGCUACCUUCGCCUUCUGCCACGGCCUCCUCGCCUCCGGCCUCCUCCCCUCCGCCGCGUCCCCAGCCGCACCGCUCCUCUCCGUCCAGGCCCUCCUCGUCACCGCCGGCCUGCUCCCGCGCCACCCGGACCUCGCCCUGCUGGCGCUCAACUCGCUCCUCCACGCGCUCUCCCGCCGCGCCGCGUGCCCCGCCCACCCGCGCCUCGCGCUCCGCCUCCUCCGCCACAUGCUCUCCCCCGCCACGCCCCCGGCGCUCCCCGCCCCGGACCACCUCUCCUUCCCCUUCGCGCUCUCCGCCGCCGCCGCGCUCGACGCCGCCCCGGACCCGUCCUCCUCCGCCGGGACCGGACCGGGACCGCAGCUCCACGCGGUGCUCGUCAGGAACGCGCUGUUCCCGGCCGACCACUACGUCACGACCGCGCUGCUGCAGCUCUACUCACCCCACCCGGACCUCGCGCGGAGGGUGUUCGACGAGCUGCCACGUCGUGAGGCGAUCCACUACGACCUGCUCAUCGGCUCGUACGCGCGCGCGCGGGGGCGCCCGCCGAGGGGCUGGCGGUGUUCCGAGCCAUGCGGGGCGCUGGACCACGGCGCGUGGGUGCACCGCUACGUGGAGCGGACCUCGCCGGGGCUCCUCGCCGACGCCUUCCUCGGGUCCGCGCUCGUCGGCAUGUACGCCAAGUGCGGGUGCCUGGACGACGCCGUGCGGGUGUUCGACGGCAUGCCCGAGCGGAACGCCUACGUGUGGGGCACCAUGGUGGGCGCGCUGGCGGUGCACGGGAUGGCGGCGGAGGCCGUCGCGUGCCUGGAGAGGAUGGCGCGGGAGGACGGGGUGCGGCCCGACGGCGUCGCCGUGCUCGGUGCGCUGUCCGCGUGCGCGCACGCCGGGAACGUCGAGGAAGGGCUGCGCCUGCUCAGGGAGAUGCGGCCCCGCUACGGCGUCGUGCCCGGGCACGAGCACUACAGCUGCGCGGUCGACAUGCUCUGCCGGGUCGGGCGGCUCGAGGACGCGGUGGGGCUCGUCGAGACCAUGCCGAUGGCCCCGCUCGCGUCCGUGUGGGGCUCCGUGCUCGCUGGCUGCCGGAGCUACGGCAACGUUGAGCUGGCGGAGGUCGCGGUGCGCGAGCUCGAGAAGCUUGGUGGCACUGCCGACGAGGGCGUGUACGUGCAGCUGUCCAACAUCUACCUCGAUGCCAACCGGAAGGAUGACGCUCGUAGGGUGCGGAAGCUGAUCGGCAGCCGGGGGAUCAAGAAGGUCCCCGCGUAUAGCGCCGUGGAGGUGGACGGCGAGGUGAGCUCGUUCGUUGCCGAUGACCAAGCGCACCCCCGGCGUUUCGAGAUUUGGGAGGUGCUCCGGCUGCUAGCUGACCAGAUGGCGCAGAAACCAAAGGAAGAAGAAUUUAUUCAAUUUGUUUGCAUGCUCACAAGACUGUAA